AUGUAUCACUUCCAGAACAAGCCCAAGGAAAGGGCCAUGUCGGUGGAAGACCGCGAAAACCAUGCUGCGACGCACCACAACACGACCGAGGCGAACCUCAACAAUGAGUCCAUGAAGGUGGCCAAGGAAAUCGCUGCAAGACGCGCCAGCAACGAGGUGGAAAUGAACCGAGAGGGCCAUCCGAACCUGAAGUUUGACGUGGAUCCACUUGAGCCAGACCACUCUCUGCCGCCGUCGCAGAGAACGCUGUAUGCAAAGCAAGACCGCGAGGCGAAAGGCGAGGUACCAUCACAUGUUGCCGAUGCGUCCACAGCAACGCGCAAUGGUUCCAUCGUCGAGAAGGUGCAGAGGUUCGGAUAA
Fonsecaea multimorphosa CBS 102226 is the source of this 360-nucleotide messenger RNA. RefSeq lists its product as uncharacterized. Bases 1 to 360 code for a protein of 119 amino acids. NCBI's taxonomy places the organism in Eukaryota, Fungi, Ascomycota, Eurotiomycetes, Chaetothyriales, Herpotrichiellaceae. The record is from RefSeq and is a predicted model, not a curated record. The transcript has 3 exons.